AUGUUUCUACUUUUUCUUGGAGAGAUCGGCGUCUUUAGAAAACCUCUAAAGACACGGACGCCACACGGACGCCACACGGACGCCACACGGACGCCACACGGACGCCACACGGACGCCACACGGACGCCACACGGACGCCACACGGACGCCACACGGACGCCACACGGACGCCACACGGGGCCUCGCCGCCUCCUUCUGACAGAUCUGGCCACGCCCCCUGUGGUUCAGUCUGACAGAUCUGGUCACGCCCCCCUGUGGUUCAGUCUGACAGAUCUGGUCACGCCCCCCUGUGGUUCAUCUGACAGAUCUGGUCACGCCCCCCUGUGGUUCAGUCUGACAGAUCUGGCCACGCCCCCUGUGGUUCAGUCUGACAGAUCUGGCCACGCCCCCCUGUGGUUCAGUCUGACAGAUCUGGUCACGCCCCCCUGUGGUUCAUCUGACAGAUCUGGCCACGCCCCCCUGUGGUUCAGUCUGACAGAUCUGGCCACGCCCCCUGUGGUUCAGUCUGACAGAUCUGGCCACGCCCCCCUGUGGUUCAGUCUGACAGAUCUGGUCACGCCCCCCUGUGGUUCAAUCUGGUCACGCCCCCCUGUGGUUCAGUCUGACAGAUCUGGCCACGCCCCCCUGUGGUUCAGUCUGACAGAUCUGGCCACGCCCCCCUGUGGUUCAAUCUGGCCACGCCCCCCUGUGGUUCAGUCUGACAGAUCUGGCCACGCCCCCCUGUGGUUCAGUCUGACAGAUCUGGCCACGCCCCCUGUGUCUGACAGAUCUGGCCACGCCCCCCUGUGGUUCAGUCUGACAGAUCUGGUCACGCCCCCUGUGGUUCAGUCUGACAGAUCUGGCCACGCCCCCCUGUGGUUCAGUCUGACAGAUCUGGCCACGCCCCCUGUGGUUCAGUCUGACAGAUCUGGCCACGCCCCCCUGUGGUUCAGUCUGACAGAUCUGGUCACGCCCCCCUGUGGUUCAUCUGACAGAUCUGGUCACGCCCCCCUGUGGUUCAGUCUGACAGAUCUGGCCACGCCCCCUGUGGUUCAGUCUGACAGAUCUGGCCACGCCCCCCUGUGGUUCAGUCUGACAGAUCUGGCCACGCUCCCUGUGGUUCAGUCUGACAGAUCUGGCCACGCCCCCCUGUGGUUCAGUCUGACAGAUCUGGUCACGCCCCCCUGUGGUUCAUCUGACAGAUCUGGCCACGCCCCCCCUGUGGUUCAGUCUGACAGAUCUGGCCACGCCCCCCUGUGGUUCAGUCUGACAGAUCUGGCCACGCCCCCCUGUGGUUCAGUCUGA
Messenger RNA from Knipowitschia caucasica, 1284 nucleotides. The record is from the annotation of a GenBank genome assembly. Lineage: Eukaryota; Metazoa; Chordata; Actinopteri; Gobiiformes; Gobiidae.